Messenger RNA from Punica granatum (pomegranate), 1065 nucleotides. The record is from RefSeq and is a predicted model, not a curated record. Lineage: Eukaryota; Viridiplantae; Streptophyta; Magnoliopsida; Myrtales; Lythraceae.
AUCAACUUUAUGUGUUGUAUUGAAUGAGUGUCCAACCAGAGAGCUUUCCCUUUAUUAAGGAGCCUCUCCUCCCAUCCCAGGCAUUAUCAGCAAUCCAUAUCAUAGCUUCUUUUUCUCUGUCUGUACUCUCCCCUCCAUAUAGAGAAAGAAGAAGAACUCAUCCCUCUCUCCGUCUCCCCAUUGAACGUUCCUUCAUCUCUCUCUUAUUUGCGCUGAGCAAAUGGCAAUGCCUUCGAGGCACUACGCCAUCCUCACCGCUAUGGCGGUCCUGUUUGCGGCCGCUGCAGACUACCGUUACUGCGUAUUGGGUGCUUCCUCGCCACACGCUCCGGCCCCGGCAGUAGACUGCUCGAGCCUGGUGCUGACAAUGGCAGACUGCCUGUCAUUCGUUUCGAAUGGGAGCACGGUGGAUAAGCCGGAGGGGACGUGCUGCUCAGGGCUGAAGACGGUGCUGAAGACCAACGCCGAGUGCCUGUGCGAGGCCUUCCGCAGCAGCGCCCAGCUCGGCGUCAUCCUCAACGUGACCAAGGCCCUCGCACUGCCCUCCGCCUGCAAGGUUCCUGCUGCCUCCGCCAAGAGAUGCGACCUGUCGAUCGCACCAGCUUCUUCUCCCGUCCUUGCCCCAGAAUCUUCUCCAGCAGCGGAUUCCAGUGCUGCGCCUGCCACAAGUGAACCGGCAGCAGCAAGUGACGAGGUCUCGGCUCCAGUUCCAGCCCCGUCUCAAGGAACUUCAGGUUCAUCUGGGAUUAUUGCUUCGUUUGGGCUGCUAUCAUCCUCUCUAGCAAUUUCCCUGCUCUUGUUCUGAGCUGAGUUUGAUGUUAAUUCAAUUUGGAGAGCUGGGGAAGGAUGAAGAACAAUUUGAGAGGAUGCUACUCUGAUGAGACGCUGAUAUAUUUCUUUUUCUUUCUUGAGGAUGUCUGGUUGGUUAGAGAAGGAAUUGAAUGUUUUUUUUCAUAUUAUUCUUCUUGGUUGUGAUCGAGGUAGGAAAUACUUGGUGUCCUGAUUGAGAACAUCAUGUUUAUGUUUGUUGACAUUAUUUUUUCUUACACAUGUCGGUCUCAUUAA